Molecule: messenger RNA, 1770 nt
Organism: Talaromyces stipitatus ATCC 10500
Lineage: Eukaryota; Fungi; Ascomycota; Eurotiomycetes; Eurotiales; Trichocomaceae
Exons: 5
Coding region: 1-1728 (575 amino acids)
Source: RefSeq, a predicted model, not a curated record
AUGUUGUGUUCUCCCUCCUCACCCUCAAUGAGCUCCUCUUCGCAGUCUAUUAGGCUGUCACAUUCACCACCCUUCUUUGGCUUCUCUGAUGUUGCGCCCACAACCUCCAGCACCACUGAUUUUCGGGCUAAUUCUCAAGCAACCUUCCUCUUCGUAGACUCCUACCAAGACCAGGCGAAGAAUGCUGCAAUAAAGACACAAAAGCAGGCAUUCCUCGCAAAGAACUACCAUAGAAAGAAGAAGCAGGCUUCUAUACAGAGACUAAAGAGCUCCAACGCUGUACCAAAAGAUCACCUUCACAUUGGAUACAAAUUAGCAAAUGAUCGCCCAACUUCCGAUACCAACCUUUCGACUCCGUCUACAGGAAAAAAUGGGAAGAGCGAUCUAAGGAGAAAGCCGGAUAGUCCUCCUGGCCGACAGGUCGCUAUGGGGUCUGAGAUAUGGUCUCUGAACGCUUAUCUGGGCCAGGGCUGUGUGGACCCCUUUUCCUCAUCAGCAGUGAAGAUGACAGAUUUGAUGAACCAGUACUUUCAUCACUUCAGGAUCCAUACGGUUGUAGCGUGCUACCCCCUCGAAUGGAAAAGAAUGAGUAUAUGGUGGUGGCAAAAAGCAAAUACUACCCCGGCUCUGCUUCAGACCCUACUUUUCUCAACGGCCGGCCACCUGGCAGCUUCACAAAUAAACAGCGGCAUGGCUCCUCACCUAAUUCAGAAGUCGAUUCAUGAUUGCCUCCACCUCAAAGGGGUUACUCUCAAGACCCUGAACGAUAUUAUGCAAGAUCCGGUGAAAGCUGUUGCUGGGUCCACUACUCUGGUCGUUGCUUCCCUUGUAGCAAUCGAGGCUUGUAGUGCCAGUUUUGAGGCUCUUGAAGCCCAUACAAAGGGACUGCGGAGACUAAUCCAUCUAAGGGGAGGAUUGGACACAUUAGACCACAUGACUAUUUCCAAGAUUUACCAACUAAACUCCAUCUCACACCGCAGGAGCGAUGUAAAAAGCGCAGCUUUGAAGAACACACAGCCCAUGUUCCCAAUAUCAGCCCGAUGGCGCAGUGAGAUCCUACAAGACUCCAAGGUCUUCCUCUCAAAGGAAGACCUGGAGACACCCGAGAAUCUGUUGUCUCUUGGUGUAAACUUCUUCCACUCCCCAUGGUAUGGGGAGCUUGAUUCAAACAUGAAGACCUUCAUCCGGGCCCUCCGCAGACUCAUUCUUUACUACGAAGUCGCACAAGUUCGACCAUCCAUUGUAAUACCCACAGAUAACGAUCUUUUCCUUGUCUUUGAACAUGAGCUCCUAUCCGCCAAGUACUGCGCAGAAGCCGACGAUGUCCACGAAUCGCUCCGUCUCACCCUCAUGAUCUAUGUGAACCUUCGAAUAUUUCAUUUCCAGAAAUUCCCAAUCAUGGAACACAUGGCCCAAACACUAAAGCAGAGCUUGGAGCUCCAGUACUCUUAUCUUGAAAGUACCGCUCCUGAAUUAUUGUUCUGGAUUUUGUUCAUUGGCAGCAUGGCCUCUCAUGGCUACAAGUCUCAUUAUUGGUUUGUCAACGGUUUGACCGAGAUGACGCGCCGACUUGGAUUGGGGGAAUGGGAUAAAGCACGCUCGGCUCUGAGGGGAUUCUUCUACACCGACCAGCUUACGGAGAGGGAAGCAGAGGAGAAUUUAUGGAAUGAAGUACUUUCAGCAGAUUAUGCUUAUAUUGCGCCGAGACGAAGUAUAGAUAAUAAAUAAAGGCUAUGAUAUCUUAAGGAAUAAAAUGUCGGUUUUUCAAGC